AUUCCUGUCAACAAACCAGAUUUUCAGGGAGUGGAACAGCCAGGUUUUCUCCUAUGUGCAACAAGUAACAACUGCCAGGCUUCAGAACUGAUGAUGAUCACACCCAUGUUAAAGUAGUGGGUAGAAGAUGGCUGCAGAGCUAUUUCCCACCAAGAAGUUGGUCCCUUCUACCUCAACUAGCACCACCAUCCAGCAAUACCAGCAGCAGAAUCUGACUAACAACAAUGGCAUCAAGGGCUGCAACUGGCAGGGUCUCUACCCGACUAUCCGAGAAAGGAAUUCAGUCAUGUUCAACAAUGAGGUGAUGGCGGAUGUACACUUUGUGGUUGGGCCACCUGGUGGAACUCAACGAGUACCAGGGCACAAGUAUGUUCUGGCUGUGGGUAGCUGGGUGUUCCACGCAAUGUUCUACGGGGAACUAGCCGAGGACCAGGAUGAGAUCCGCAUCCCAGACGUGGAGCCCCCAUCGUUCUUGGCUAUGCUUAAGUAUAUCUACUGUGACGAGAUUGACCUGUGUGCAGACACAGUGCUGGCCACCCUCUACGCUGCCAAAAAAUACAUAGUGCCUCAUCUCGCAAGGGCUUGUGUCAACUUCCUGGAGACCAGCUUGAGUGCCAAGAAUGCCUGUGUCUUACUGUCUCAGAGCUGCCUGUUUGAGGAACCCGAUCUGACGCAGCGUUGCUGGGAAGUGAUAGAUGCCCAGGCUGAGCUGGCUCUGCGCUCAGAAGGCUUUUGUGACAUUGAUAGCCAGACCCUGGAAAGCAUUCUGCGCCGCGAAACCCUCAAUACCAAAGAGAUGGUUGUGUUCGAGGCAGCGCUGAACUGGGCUGAAGCCGAGUGCCAGCGUCAGGACUUGACCCCAACCAUCGAGAACAAGCGCCUGAUGCUGGGCAAAGCCAUCUACUUGAUCCGCAUCCCCACAAUGGUGCUGGAAGAGUUUGCCAAUGGUGCAGCACAGUCAGGUGUGCUAACACUCAACGAGACCAACGACAUCUUCCUGUGGUAUACUGCAGCCAAGAAACCGGAGUUGUUGUUCUGCACCAAACCCCGCAAGGGCCUGGCACCGCAACGCUGCCAUCGCUUCCAAUCCUGUGCCUAUAGGAGCAACCAGUGGCGGUACCGUGGCCGCUGUGACAGCAUCCAGUUUGCAGUGGACAAGCGCAUUUUCAUUGGAGGCUUCGGGCUUUACGGCUCAAGCUGUGGUUCGGCUGAAUACAGCGCCAAGAUUGAGCUGAAGCGGCAGGGGGUGCCCAUGGGCCAAAGGAUCAUCAAGUACUUCUCUGAUGGCUCUAGCAGCACAUUCCCUGUGUGGUUCGAGCACCCUGUGCAGAUUGAACCAGACACAUUCUACACGGCCAGCGUGGUGCUGGACGGGAACGAGCUCAGCUACUUCGGCCAGGAAGGCAUGACAGAGGUGCAGUGUGGGAAGGUCACCUUCCAGUUCCAGUGCUCCUCGGAUAGCACUAAUGGAACAGGGGUGCAAGGAGGUCAGAUCCCUGAACUCAUCUUCUACGCCUGAGACCCGGGCAGGGGGUGGGGAGGGGCACUUCUGUUAUCAAGAGAAACUCCUACUUUGUGGCCAUGUUUGGCCAUUAAACUGUUGAGAUUUACUUCUCAGGAACACUUGAAAUAAUCAGGUCUCUUGGAAAUAUGGUUCUUUGAGUCAAUAGUGUGCCGGUGAGCCUUUAUGAUGGUGUUUUGGGGUUUUCCUCCAAUAUUUGAACAAAGGUUUUAUAGGUGCUCAACCCUAGUUUAAUAGAUAACCAUAAAUAAGUAAAGCUUAAAACGUAAUGUUUUCAUGAAGAAAUGUGCACCACCAGGAAUUCGUGAACAAAAUCUUACUUACAUUUUGUGAAGAUUUUACUUAAGUUUGUGCAUAUGCUUAUGAGAAGCAUAUGCCACAGAUUUCCUUCAUUAUCGACACUUAAAAGGCAGUACGUUGUUCCGCCUUUUUGACCUAUGUUGUCAAACUGAGGGCUAGAGUGCAUUCAGAACGAAGUAAGAGGGCAGAGCCUCUUUAUUACGUACAUAAAAUUUGGGGAUUAAAAAGUACAACAUAAAUGGUAACAAACUAAACUUGUUAAACUUGAUCAUUUCAGAAAAGGCCAUUUCAGUUUGAUUUUCACAGGUAAGCACUGCCCACCUGCCCUACCCGCACAUUGCUGGUGGUUUUUGAGAAGCAUAACAUACCUGCUAUUUGAAGGAUACUGCUCACUUUUCUGAAGCGCUGUCAGUUUAACAUGAUCAUCCAAUUGUUUGUCCAUUUAUUUUGAUAAUUAGGAUGGAGUAUUUUUGAUAUCCACUCUUUGCGAGUCUAUACAUUGUUAGAUAUUUUUACUCAUAUUGCUAAUAUAACCUUUUUCCUAUGGGACUAUGGAUUAUGUCUCUGCCUUUUAUAUGUUUUAAACUGAGAAAAUAACACUAGCUUUAACAGACAAUCCAUCCACCAAUCGGAUGUGGUUUUUGUUUCAUCCUGUAGCGAUACAAUUUACCCAGGAAAAGGCAUUGUUAUACAGUCUGGUAGACCAGGUAUUGGAUUUUGAUACUGAGAAAACUGCCAUUUUAAUUUGAAAUCCCCUCAGGGAUUUUUCUUUCAGUACUAAUUCAAUCAUUUUUGUACAAAUAACCUGCACAAGUCUGUGUUGCUUUCGAAAAUGGAUAAAAUUUUAUUUUGACUUAAUAACUAAGCUUUGUGCUUCAGCAGUUGUCCCUUUUAAAUUAAUAUUUUUUUAACUAAAGCUGAAUAUAAUCACUUGAGCUGAAUGUAAUUAUUCCAACUCUGUAAAUACUUUACGUAUGCAGUUCAACACUUGUGUGAUACACUACUUUAAAAAAAAGUCCUCUAAAUGUGUUUUUUUUUUUAUUUUAUAUUUAGAAAAUUAGAUAUUUUGUUACCCAUUGUCUGAUUCUUAACAGAAAGUUGUGCUACGAGUUGACAGUGACUGUUAUGAAAUUGUAGAACAUUUGCAGAUUUUGGAAAUAAAGGUUUAAAGUGUUUAAGGUCUCCA
Messenger RNA from Lampris incognitus (smalleye Pacific opah), 3008 nucleotides. It is a transcript of the gene btbd3a, whose product is annotated as BTB (POZ) domain containing 3a. Lineage: Eukaryota; Metazoa; Chordata; Actinopteri; Lampriformes; Lampridae. Gene Ontology annotation, biological process: dendrite morphogenesis; cerebral cortex development; neurogenesis. Gene Ontology annotation, molecular function: protein binding. The record is from RefSeq and is a predicted model, not a curated record. The transcript has 5 exons. Gene Ontology annotation, cellular component: cytosol. The coding region runs from base 128 to 1519 and encodes 463 amino acids.